Drosophila novamexicana is the source of this 775-nucleotide messenger RNA. Its product is annotated as histone H3.3-like. The transcript has a single exon. Gene Ontology annotation, cellular component: nucleosome. NCBI's taxonomy places the organism in Eukaryota, Metazoa, Arthropoda, Insecta, Diptera, Drosophilidae. The coding region runs from base 104 to 520 and encodes 138 amino acids. Gene Ontology annotation, molecular function: DNA binding; structural constituent of chromatin; protein heterodimerization activity. The record is from RefSeq and is a predicted model, not a curated record.
UUAUAUUCAGUGUAAUAUUAUUUCAGUCAAAAUAGAUUCCCAAAAAAAUCGAUUACAUUUUAUUGAGUCCAUAAACCCAAAGAAGUCUUCAAAUCGGGUCAAGAUGCCGCGCAUUAAGCAAACCCCUCACCAACAAAUUAUUGGCAAGGCGCCACGCAAGCCGCUGGCACCGAAGGUGACCCGCAAGACGGCAGUCCCUGGGAUCGGGAUCCCCGAGUUGAGGAAACCCCAUCGCUAUCGACCCGGUGCAGUUGUGCUGCGUGAGAUACGUCGCUAUCAGAGGUCCUCGGAACUGCUCAUACAUAAGCAGCCCUUUCAGCGGGUGGUACGUCAAAUAACCCAAGAGUUUGGCUGUCGAAUGCGCAUCCAGCCGGCGGCCCUGGCUGCCAUGCAGGAGGCUGCCGAGGCCUAUCUGGUUGGGCUGUUCGAGGAGUCUAAUCUGUGUGCGCUGCAUGGCCAGCGAAAGACCCUUAUGCCCAAGGAUCUGUGGCUAGCUCAGCGUAUAAAGGGUGACAAAUAGUCGGGAAUAUUUGAAUAUUUCUUUGUUAGCUGUUUCGAAUGUUUUUAGUUUCUAGUUCAAAAUGUUUUCAACGAUUUUUAAAUUGUUCAAUGCUUUGUUAAGUUAUGAUUACAAAUUUUAUUUAGAGUUAAUAAAAUUGGGUAGUUACCAACUAUUCUAUGAGAGCAAUUACCGAUCCGCGCAAUACAUAGUCAAUUAUAGAAAUUUGAUACCAUAAAUUAAUUAUUUUUUAUAACUUUACUUUUGUAUGUGUUU